AUGGCAGAGUUGUUCCCAAAUUUAUCCUUUAGGCGAAAUUCAACAGACAGGUCAUACCAAGCAAUAUUAGACCGUACAGAACCUCAUCAGAAAAUCGCCAUAAAACAUUUGAACUUUUCUUAUGGUUUACAUCGUAAUGUUAUUGAUGCCACGGAUUUUAAAGUCUACGGCAUUGGGGAAGGUAAUUUAAAUUUAGCACAAUACCCAAACUUGGCAAGGAUUACUUUCCAGGAUGGAAUCGAUGUCGAUAAGUUGGACAGUGUUAACAUUAGCCAAAAUGAAAGAUUAGGCAGGAUAUAUAUAGGCUCUAGCGGUAGAAGAAAUCCUUUUAGGGACUCCCCUUGUGUCUUGCUUGUCAAAGAAAGUCAAGUCGAUCAAAUAAUUGUGGUCUACUAUGAUCAAAGAAACAGCAUGGAAAAAAAGUUGAGAAGGCAAGAUGCAAUACCCUACCGCGUAGUUGAAACUCUGCAAUUGGAGGCUGAAGUGGAAAGACUAAGACAAAUUAUUGUUGAAAAAGAUAAACAAAUUGAAAGGUUACAAGCGGAAGGUGAACAGAGACUAAGUCUCGUUCAAGUUCAGGAAUUAAAUGAUAUAGCACUGCCAGGCAGUGAGUUUGAUUACGCCAAUUUAAAACAGGAGAUCGUAAGGCUUAAAUUAGAAGAUCUCGUUCCCUAUCUUCGAAGGCAAAAAGAAAGGUAUGAUCACUUAGCCAUAGACCUUAAGAAUAGAGUGAGUGAUACCUUGAAACCAAUCGUGGACCUUCUCAUGAAAACUCGAAAAGACAUUUUCGAGCAAACCGAUGUAAAUAAUAAUGAAUUUGCCCAAGGAAAACUGCAAGGAGAAUUAGCCGUUUGUCAGACUCUCUUGAAAACCAGCCUUACACAAGAGGAAUUACAGUCUCUUCUAACCGCUCAGGAUGAGAUGAUGAAAAUAGAAAUGCAAAUAGCUAACUUGCAGCGUAAUCAGAGACCCGGUGCUAAUUCGACAACUUGA
This is a messenger RNA of Acaulospora morrowiae, 993 nucleotides long. The record is from the annotation of a GenBank genome assembly. Lineage: Eukaryota; Fungi; Glomeromycota; Glomeromycetes; Diversisporales; Acaulosporaceae.